CGUACAAAGAAUUUCUUAGCGCUCUCGCUAAUUCAAGCACUCCUCAUUUAGGCACGUAUUUCCCUCUUCCCCCUCCUACUGUGCAUAGCUCCCGCCGGAAUAUUUAAACGAAAACUGCCGCUGUAAGAUGUGGGAUUUGUAGAUCUUCUGUACUUGUUGCUAAGGUCUGAUUUGGAGUGCGGAUUUUGCAAGCGGAAGCGUGAAAAUUGUCGACUUAUGUGAAGAAGAAAACGCAUGCAUAUUGUGGACAAUCGAAUACUUUAUAGGUUUAUAUAAAGGAACGCAACCCCCGACUUUGGCAAGAGCGGCAAGAGAGUAUUGUGUGAGGGUACAUAAACUUAAUUAAAAGUCUGGCUGUUCUUUUUUACCGUUAUUUUCAGCGUCAGUAUUCCCAGUAAUUUUAACAGGUUGAAGUUUGCAUAUUAGUGUAUAAUGCCUCAGGAGUUACAUGUUCUGCGGUGUUACUCUUGCCAAACAUUUCAGGUUCACACUGUGAAGAAGAGUAGCAAGUGGGAAUGCAAAAUGUGUGGUGAAAAGCAAUCCAUAAAAAAGGUAUAUGGUAGGGGGAGUGGUAAAGACUGUCGUCUUCAUGUCCAGCAUCUCAAUGAGAUGCGAAUGAAGCAAGAAAGACACGGGUGCCAGAAAUUUCCAUUUCAGGAGGAAUGCAGUGAAGACCCAGCUUCUGUACACUGUGUCCUAGAGGAACAGCCUAUAUAUAAUUCUGGGGAAUCUCAUUUUGUAACCCCACACUGCAGCAAAUGGAGUAGAUAUCUUGAUAAACAAGAUCUGGAAGAAUCAGAUGCUGCUGAUACUCAUUCUUCUGCGAUUUUAGCAUCACAGUUAAUUACUGAAACAGUGACAAAUGCAUCACAAAUUUCUAACAAACAGGACAGUGCACUUAAGAGACAAAUAUUUUAUUCACCUAUUUUAAAUUCAUCUGAGAAAGAAGCUGUGUUUUGUAAUGACAGGACUAAUAUAUUUCAUACUAACAUGGAACCUACCUCUGACCAUCAGGAUAAAGACAUAUGUCAGAGCAGCACAAAGCAGAGGAACUUCUCUUGUAUAAAAAGAAAGGAAAAUUAUUACCCGUCAGAUGAAGAAAAUCAGCCAGAUGAAUUGUGGAACAGGCAGUAUGUUCGAAAUCCAUCCUUGGAGGUGCAGCAAGAUAGCUGUAAUUCAUUUGGUGGGGACAGUGAAUUAGUAGAACUACCCAUUAACAGAAAUACUUACCCUGCAUUACAGCAUGGCCCAGUGCACUGCAACAGUGUCAGUACUUGUAUGAAUUCACAGGAUGUUUUCCUUUGUGAACCUAUACUGCUAGACAGUGAAGAUGAAUUAGAUAACAUUCUUAGUUUUUGACUGUAAAAUAUAACUUGUUAAAUAUGUCAAUGCAAAUUUAAAGCUAUUUUUAUGGAUCUCAUAAAUGGGUAAUAAAAUCAUAAAAUUUA
Messenger RNA from Cryptotermes secundus, 1448 nucleotides. RefSeq names its product MRN complex-interacting protein. The record is from RefSeq and is a predicted model, not a curated record. The transcript has 4 exons. Gene Ontology annotation, molecular function: chromatin binding. Bases 433 to 1359 code for a protein of 308 amino acids. NCBI's taxonomy places the organism in Eukaryota, Metazoa, Arthropoda, Insecta, Blattodea, Kalotermitidae. Gene Ontology annotation, cellular component: nucleus. Gene Ontology annotation, biological process: mitotic G2 DNA damage checkpoint signaling.